Sordaria macrospora k-hell is the source of this 1902-nucleotide messenger RNA. Lineage: Eukaryota; Fungi; Ascomycota; Sordariomycetes; Sordariales; Sordariaceae. The record is from RefSeq and is a predicted model, not a curated record.
AUGCAGGACUUUUUGGGGAAGAACACCCCACACGUCACGCUUGGCGCCUUAUGUGAAGCCCCAUUGGCCCCUGUAAGUCCCGGCCAGCAGAUCUCCGGGCCGGGCAUCGUAGCCGUGGAGGGAAUUUUGAGCAUUGGGCAAUUUUUGUGCUUGUCGGCUGCAGUGGCCAGCAAGGUCCCUCCCCUCCACCCCAUUGUUUACUUUCCUGAAGUAUCGCGACCCGACUCCCAUCGUCCUACACAUAGCAAUGGCUGGACCACGAGUUCUCGCGGCCAAUGUCAUGCGGGUCGUGCCUCGCAUUGGGGCCCGUUCCCGUGUGACGACGGCCUCUGCCACGGCUUCGCUUUUGCGACUCAGCGCAGCAGCUCGAGGCAGCAGACUGAGCUUGACCAAAGCCCCCAGCCAUUGUCUCCGAGUAGCCUCUUAUUCCUCCUCUGCAGGUCAGCAUACUAUGUCUACUUAGCUUCCAGAAGCUCUAACCAAACUCGGACUCUAAAACAACGCAAACAAAAAGGUGGUGCUGCUAGCUCCCCUCCGCCACCUACCUCUACGGCCUCCUCCAACAGCUCGCGACCCGCCACCAUCGAAGUCAAUGGCAAGACCUACACCACCGACGAAUGGUACAACGUCCCCCAGACUGUCCUUGCUCUCACCGGCCGCAAGCUUCACCUUCAGAAAGACCACCCCGUUGCCAUCACCCGUCAGAUCAUCGAGUCCAAGUUCCCAACAGCCACCUACAAGCGCUACAAUGAGUUCGACCCCGUCGUUAGCACCAUCGAGAACUUUGACUCGCUCGGUUUCCCGCCCGACCACGUCGGCCGCGCCCGCUCCGACACCUACUACAUCAACGAGACCACGCUCCUGCGCACGCACACCUCAGCCCACGAGGCCGAGCUCUUCCGCGCCAGCGCCUCGGACGGCUACCUGAUCAGCGCCGACGUCUACCGCCGCGACGAGGUCGACCGCAGCCACUACCCCGUCUUCCACCAGAUGGAGGGCGCCCGCGUGUGGGACCGCACCAAGGUUCCCAACGGCGACGUUGUGGCCGCCAUCUACGCCGACCUGGCCAAGCUGCCCACGCACGACGUGAAAGUCGAGGACCCCAACCCGCCGCACCACCCGGAGCGCAACCCGCUGCAGAGCGAGCACCAUACCGCCGAGGAGGCCGAGGCCGUCGCCGCUCACCUCAAGCGCUCGCUCGAGCUCAUGGUCGUCGAGAUCUUCACCCGUGCCAAGCAGGCCGCCGCUCGUCUGGAUCCCAACUACGUCGAUGAGCCGCUGCGCGUCCGUUGGAUUGAGGCCUACUUUCCUUUCACAUCGCCUUCGUGGGAGAUGGAGGUGUACUACCAGGGCGACUGGCUUGAGGUGCUGGGCUGCGGUGUCAGCAAGCAGGAGCUGUUCAUCAAUGCCGACCAGCCGCAGCAGCUCGGCUGGGCGUUCGGCAUCGGUCUCGAGCGCAUCGCCAUGCUCUUGUUCCAGAUCCCCGACAUCCGUCUGUUCUGGUCCAAGGACGAGCGUUUCCUGAGCCAGUUUGCCCGCGUGCAGGAUGACCUUGACAAGCUGAAGCGGUUCGUUCCCUUCUCCAAGUAUCCGGCCUGCUGGAAGGACGUGUCCUUUUGGCUGCGGUCGACGUCCGCGGCGGGCGGAAACACGGCCGUGGCCAAUGCCCACGAUUUCCACGAGAAUGACCUGAUGGAGGUGGUGCGUGAUGUUGCUGGUGAUGUGGUGGAGGAUGUCCAGCUGAAGGACCAGUUCACUCAUCCCAAGACAGGCAGAAAGAGCAUGUGCUACAGAAUCAACUAUAGGAGCUUGGAGAAGACUCUGACGAACGAGGAGGCCAACGAUUUCCAUGAGCGGGUCAGGCAGGGGUUGGUGGAGAAGCUUGGUGUUGAGCUUAGGUAG